Caretta caretta (loggerhead turtle) is the source of this 3771-nucleotide messenger RNA. It is a transcript of the gene SNTG2, whose product is annotated as syntrophin gamma 2. Lineage: Eukaryota; Metazoa; Chordata; Testudines; Cheloniidae. Gene Ontology annotation, molecular function: structural molecule activity; protein binding. The record is from RefSeq and is a predicted model, not a curated record. Gene Ontology annotation, cellular component: dystrophin-associated glycoprotein complex; intracellular anatomical structure.
GUGCUGCUGAGCAGCUGCAGCUGGGCUUGGUAAGCAGCGGCUCAGGGAGCCCCGGCUGGCGGGACCCGCUCGAAGCGGCUCCUGGGGCUGUAGAAGAACCCGUCAGAGGCAGCAGCCCCCGCCUUUCCCCCGCCAUCAGGGGCCUGAUUGAGGCACCUGGGUGCAUACAGGGCCGGGGGACACGUUUCCCCCUCAUAGUCAAGCAUACACGUGCGUAGCCCCCCUCGCCUGAGGGGCCAGGGGGAAAGCUUCCGAUGCCGCCAGCCCGGUGCGGCAGGGCUGGGUAGGGAGCCCGAGCCCGGCGGGGAAGCGCUUGCCUGGGGAACCUGUCCUCAGAGGACGGGGAGCAGCGGCGCCUGCAGCCGGCGGAAGGGUGAAGUUAAAGCGGGCGUGUGGACGCCCCGUCCGCGGAGAGCCGAGGGGCGAGCUCCACGCAGGCCAGCCGGGCUGCUCAGCCCGAAGGCGAGCCUAGCUCUCCGGGCGGCGCCCGGCUUCUCCUCCUGCUCUAGGAGCCGCCGCUGCCGCCGCCGCCGCCCGCGGAGCUGGGACGCGGCUGCCGGGGGCGGGGCGGGAGUCAAUGCCUGGUCCAAGCCCUGCUGCGCUCGCCGUUCAGAGAGGAAUAAUCCAGCUGCAUGGGAGGAAAUGAACGUGGCGGGGAAGCAGCCGCCUCCAGCUCCGCUUGAGCGCCCGGCCAGCCUCCUCGUCCCCACCUGGACUAAAACAGGUAUUGCAUUAUUAUAUGAUGAAGGGUCUGAAAAUGCCUAUGAUAUCCAACUGAAGCUUACAAAAGAGGUCCUAACAAUUCAAAAACAAGAUGUCAUCUGCGUUAGUGGAAGUGAUCACAAUACAAAUCACAGAACUGUUACACUUCAUAGACAACCAGUUGGUGGCUUGGGCUUAAGUAUAAAGGGUGGUGCUGAGCACAAAGUGCCCGUCGUCAUAUCAAAAAUAUUUAAAGACCAAGCAGCUGACCAAACAGGAAUGUUAUUUAUAGGAGAUGCACUAAUACAGGUUAAUGGCAUAAAUGUAGAAAGUGCUACCCAUGAAGAAGUGGUACACCUACUGCGAAAUGCUGGUGAUGAAGUUACCAUCACUGUACAGUACCUCAGGGAAGCUCCAUCAUUUCUAAAGCUCCCAUUAGGUUCCCCUGGACCAUCCAGUGAUCAUAGCAGUGGAGCUUCCUCACCUCUCUUUGACAGUGGUUUACAUUUGAAUGGAAACUCAACUAACACAGCUCCAUCAUCGCCCUCCUCACCCAUAGCUAAUGAACCAAAAUAUGAAAAGCGCUGGCUAGACACCCUAUCAGUUCCUCUGUCGAUAGCUCGAAUCUCAAGAUACAAAGCUGGAACAGAUAAAUUAAGAUCUAAUGCAUUUGAAGUGCUUGCACUCGAUGGAGUUAGCACUGGGAUACUUCAGUUUUAUACAGCGCAGGAGUGUGCUGACUGGCUGAGAGCAUUAUCAACUAACAUCAGUGAUUUGACACUUCAAAAUAUGAAAAUGGCAAAUAAAUGCUGCUCUCUGUCACACCAGAUUAUUCAUAUGGGCUGGGUGAAUGAAAGACUCGAGGGAACUGAUUCAUCUCAAGUCUACAAAUACAAGUUCCUGGCACUGAAGGGUUCAUCCUUCUACAUUUUCAGCACUCCACCGGUAAGCACACUAGACUGGGUACGAGCUGAAAAAAUCUAUCACCUCUGUGAGGUUCUAUUUAAAGUUCACAAGCUCUGGCUUGCUGAUGAUUGCUGGCUACAAGCAAACUUGUAUUUAGGUAUUCAUCAGGACUAUGAGCUUGAAGACCAGAGGCCAUAUUGUUUCAGUGUCAUGGUUGGACAUGGCCAGAGUCAUUAUUUUAAUGUAGAGCUUGGCAGUGAGUUGGCAGCAUGGGAAAAAUCAUUUCAAAGAGCAAUUUUCUUGGAAGUUCAAAGAACAGGGUCUAAAACAUAUAUGUGCAGCUGGCAAGGAGUAACUCUGUGUUUCACAGUUGACUUUGCCUUGGGAUUCACCUGUUUUGACAGUAAAACAAAGAAUGUGCUCUGGAGGUUUAAAUUCUCUCAGCUCAAGGGGUCUUCAGACGAUGGAAAAACAAGAGUAAAGCUGCUUUUUCAGAAUCUAGACACCAAACAAAUUGAGAUGAAGGAACUUGAAUUUCCGGAUCUGACAGCAGUUUUACACUGUAUUCACUCCUUUAUAGCAGCAAAGGUGGCAUCACUGGAUCCAGCAUUUAUAGACAGCCAGAGCAUUGCAAGAAAAUACAUGUACAGUAACUGAAAUCCAAUUCUGUGUUGUGAUUAUUGCAAAUAAAGUAUUUUCUUAAAGAAAUUAGUUAUUUCAUGCACAAUAUUGCAAUUCUGUGUGAUUUUAUAAGGAGCCUAUAGUUGUGCUAUCAAUAAAAAUGCUACUAGGUUUCAUAUGUUGUUCAUCAUUGUUAAAUCUCAUGAGUUAACAAACAUUAAUUCAGCCUGAGUCAGUUUGUUUUCUAUAACAUUAAUCUAAAUCCCGGAAUGAAAAUGUUCAUAGCAUAAUAUUCCCAAUGUUGUUUUGAUUUUUUCUGAGAAGUUGCAUCAUGGUGUAAAAAUGGGGACCAAGAUUUGCCAGCUGUGUGCCUGAAGUUAGGCUCCUAACAUUUGGCCUGGUCAUCAACUAAGCUAAGCACACAGAAACUUCCAUAGACUUCAUUAUGGAAGAAAAGGGCAAGAUUUUCAAAAGUAUUUAAGGAAGUUAGGUGCCCAGCACCCCUGGAAGCUAGUGCAAUAGGCUUUUAACUUGCUUAGAUGCUUUUGAAAAUCCCACCCCAAGCUACUUAUAUAGGUGCCAAAAGGGCUGAUUCUUCAAAGUGCUGAGCACUCUUACCUGAUCCAGAAAAGUACACACCCCCAUGCUUAAAUCUCAGAAUUUGAGUAGACCCAAUUAAGUGACAAUGUAAAGUUAAGCAUGUUUAAGUGCUUUGAUGGGUCUGGUGAAGAGUGUUAGCUACUCAUGUCAGGCCAGGCCUCAGCUACAGUAGUACCUUGGAAGAUUUGAGCCCUAAAUUUGGAUUUAGGAACCUAACUUCAAGCUCUUAUUUUUGAAACCUUGGCCAUGGGUUCCUUUGCUGUCCAUUGAUAAAUUCCCUCAUUACUCAUUCUUCCACUCAUUCAUGUAUAACACUGUGUUCCCCGCCUUUGGUCGUGCUCCUAUGUAUUACGAUUAGCUUCUUGAAAAACUAUUUUGUUUGUGUGAUGUAAGGUAAAGGGUAGAUGUAUCUACCCAUAAAGAUUUUCUCAUUAUUUUCUAAACACUGCAGGUCAAAUUCUGACCUCAUAAGCUUGCACGUAAAUCCAGCUGACAUCAGUGAGGGAUGCCUGUGCUUAACAAAGGAAGAAUAUGGCUUUGCUUGGGAUUUGUUCUAACCUACUUCUGCAUAGUGCAUCCUUUCUGAUGAAAAGAUUUGCCUAAAUGCACAGUUAAUGCUACCAGCUGUUUCGAUUUUUUUUAAGGGAUUCCCUUUAGAAAAAUCUCAAACAUUCCAUGCUGCUCUAAUAAAAACUACAGCUUUUCUCAAGUUGAGUUGUGAGGCAGCAUCAGAUACUAAACAAAACAAAACAGGAAGACAGAGACACCUUUAAAUACCGUGAUAAUUAUAACUAUUUUAAAUGGACAGAUAACAUCAGGGGUAGCACUUGCAAUUACAAUGUUUGUUAUUUGCACAAAGACAUAUUAGAAGAGUUAUGUCCUCUUGUCAACCAAGCAUAGAAGAUAAAUAUUUAUUUUUAUUUAUUGUAAAUAAAUAUUUAU